GUUCUGUUUAAGAGUAAUUGGUGGGAAGUGGGGAUGGAGGUGGAGCGAGGAAUGUCGGAAAAUCCUGCAACCAUGGCAGAUGAGGUAUGGGCAGCGCGAAGCAACAGCUUCUUCAAGGCCUUGCAGGAACUCAAGAACUUGAGGCCACAACUUGACUCUGCUGCAGAAUGUUCCGAGAAAUCUUACCACUACAGCAACCAGAAAGAGAUGGCUAUGGACAACCUAAAAGAAUAUGCUGAACGAGCUGUUGUGAGUGCAAUUGACCACAUAGGAACAGUUGCUUACAAGCUGAACGAAAUGCUGGAGGAAGAAACCUCGGAUAUCUCAACCAUGGAGUUGAUGGUCACACGUUUCCAUCAGCAAAUUUUCACCUGCCAAACAUAUAUUGAUAAAGAAGGUCUCAGGCAGCAGAAGCUGUUAGCAACAAAUCCAAGGCUCCACAAACAUUAUACUCUACCUGCUUCAGCAGUCAGGAAGAAGGUCGACUCUAGCCAAGAACAUAUUCAAAAGAGUCAGACGCAACAUAAAGAUACCAGGCCCCAAAUCUGUCUAUUAGGUGCCCCUGCUCCUAAAACACUGUCAUGGCAUCUAGCAUUAGAAGCCAAAUCAAAACUCAGAAGGCCUUCACAGUUCUUAACAAGGGAUGAGGAUGCAAUGAUGUCCGGAAGAACAUCUGGUGUAGGCAGGACAUCUUCGGAAAAUAUCAUUUGCAGAUGUGGGGGAAGAGAUGAGGACAAAGAAAAUACCCUCAUCGUCAACACGACCUCGGUCACUUGGGGCAGGUCCCGCAUCUAGGGUAGCCAUGCAAACCUUGGGAAUUGAUGCUUCGGAGGGCUAUAAAUUACGUACGACGAGACCAAAUCCUCCACCAUUUGGUAACCGCACGCAUGAAGAGAAGGCGGCCAAGGUUGCAUCAACUCGCGGCAAGGCUACGGCGGCGGCGCUAUCAACUACUUUCUCUGCAGUCAAAGAGAAAACGAGAAAGCUGAUUAAAAGCAUCCAGACUUCAGAAUAUUAGUGUAUAUGGCGUUUAGUUUAUUACGAUUACUAAUAAAGGCCCGGCAGGUUUUCAGGUAGUAUUAAUUUUAGUAUAUACUCCAUCCGUCCCAGAAAAUUCUUCCAAGUUUGAUUUGGAUCGGAGUUUAAGAAAGUGAGAAUAAAGUAGAAAUGUGUGGUUGUAGUUGUGUAAGAAAAAGGUGAAAUGAAUGUGAGCCACACAAAUAAUAAAAAAGGUGAAGUUGGAAGAAUUUUCUGGGACGUCCCAAAAAGGAAAGUUGGAAGAAUUUUCUGGGACGGAGGGAGUAUCAACAAGGUUAAAAUUUUAAUAGGGCCCUAAUUUUUAUUACUCAAGAUAAAUUAAAAAUGUUAAGACAGAUUAUUUUGUUGAAGUAAAGCCUUAUUUAAAUUUGUUCAAGGUAUAUAUUGUGUAAGAGCUUAUUACAUCUAAUCUUACUAGUAGUAGUAUUACUAUAUAUUGAUG
Messenger RNA from Cuscuta epithymum, 1480 nucleotides. NCBI's taxonomy places the organism in Eukaryota, Viridiplantae, Streptophyta, Magnoliopsida, Solanales, Convolvulaceae. The record is from the annotation of a GenBank genome assembly.